Bursaphelenchus xylophilus (pine wood nematode) is the source of this 872-nucleotide messenger RNA. Lineage: Eukaryota; Metazoa; Nematoda; Chromadorea; Rhabditida; Aphelenchoididae. The record is from the annotation of a GenBank genome assembly.
AUGCCUCGCCUCGGGUCUUAUUCGAGGACUUUGGAUGAGAUUUUUGCGAUGAGCGCGCCGAAACCGAAGCCGAGGCAAUCGACGGGGUCUAAUAGUGCUGUAACUACUGCUGAUUCCAAAGGUAAGGUAUUAAAAUUCCCUGAACUAUGAAUAAUUUUAAUUAAGGUGAGAUAAAUCGGUCACCACUGGUGGCUUUGGGGGAUCGACCAACAACAAGACACGGGAGAAGUUCUGAGUCGUCAUCGUCGUCGAAUAAGACCGAGAAUAAAUCGGAAGUCUCAGAUGUAAGCCAGUUUUCUAUGAAUUGCCAUGUCUUGCAAUUAGCGCGAUAAUUUAUGUUUUGUAUAAUACUAACCACAAUUUAUAAUACAUUCAUUUUGUAGUCCACUCGAACACGAGUUGAUGUCUGGACUCGCGAAGACAACCCUCAAGAUGUCCCUCACGUGGACGCUGUCGAACUGCUGCAAGCCUUAGGCUCCAAACGUCGGAAUAUCGCGGAUUCUCCGAUCAUGGAGAACGAGCUCAGCGAGAUCUCAAGCGCUUCGAGCGAGGCCAGCACGUCAUCGGAGAAUCAAAUUCAACCAUUUACACAGACCAGAAGUCUGCGAACGGCCUCUUCUUCGAACCCAACCACCUCUGACUCGAUUAAGAUCCCCUCGAUUCACACAGCACCAUCAACUUCAUCUUCAAACUCAUCGGGGAAGGAAUCCAGGAAGUCAUCGAUAACAGAAACCAGGGAAUUACAGAAGGAGAAUGAUGGAAAGGACCGAUUGAAUGGCGUCAACUUGGGAAAUAAUCGACCGACCACUUUUACGAAGGAUAAAGAGGAUGAGGUAGGGACCUUAUGUUAUACUAGGCUGGAUGAUACUUGA